AUCUCUGCUUCCACAUCUCUCACCCUCACCCAUCUCCCCUCCGCGAGCCAUCCAAUUCGCGUCCGACAUACGUCGACUUGCCAACGGAAAGCAGAGCAUCACGAAGCCGACCAUGUCGUUCCGCCCGGGAUCCCGCAUCUUCAACGCUUUCCGCCCGUACUUCGCCCAGCCGCUGCUCCGUCGCCGCGUAGGAACCUCUGCUGCGCCCGAGCAGACCGGCUUCGCGAAGCUAUGGAACAGCCCUGUCGGUCCUAAGACGGUGCACUUCUGGUACGUACAUUUGUCUCGUUUCCUCGUCUUGUCGCAUCUUUCUCUGAGAUUUGCUCGAAAACGGAUCCCCACGCGACAAUUGAUAAUACGAGCUUCCCCAGAGCGAUUCCGCACAUUGGCACCCAUCAUGAAAUGGGGUCUCGUCAUCGCCGGCGCAUCGGACUUCGCACGACCUGCUGAGCAGCUUUCGCUGACACAGAACGCGGCCCUCAUGUCCACAGGCGCCAUUUGGACCCGCUGGUGCUUCAUCAUCCGUCCACAAAACAUGUUCCUUGCCGCCGUCAACUUCUUCCUCUUCAUGGUCGGCGCUACCCAAGUCGGCAGGAUAUUGUCGUACCAGCGAAGCGUGAAGGCUACCGAGGGCCAGGUCAAGAGCGAGGGCAAGGAGCUUGAGGGCGAGCUGAAGGAGGUUGCUCAGAAGGCGGAGAAGGUUGUCAAAUCUUGAACUAGCGAUAAGACGAAUCGGAGUUGAGAAUAUGCGCAAUCUGUGGGGGUAAGACAAGUCAAUCGGCUUCGGGCAUG
Periconia digitata is the source of this 792-nucleotide messenger RNA. The record is from the annotation of a GenBank genome assembly. Lineage: Eukaryota; Fungi; Ascomycota; Dothideomycetes; Pleosporales; Periconiaceae.